UUUUUUUUUUUUUUUUUUUUUAAAAAAAAAAGGUAGACAUGAUGUUGGCAGCUUUUUCAAAAUCACGAGUGCUUUCGACCAGAGUUAUAUCUACUAUUAAAACAGUACCUAGAUUAACUACAGCAUUUCUUCAUACACAAUCCACACCUCAAGAAACCACCAUCGAUCCAUCUAUACAUUCACUUGGAGCACGACUUGGCCUUCAAACACUUGAUCCAAUCAUUCUAAAACAAGCUCUCACCCAUAAAUCUGUAGAUGAACAAGUAAAUAACAAUGCGAGUCUAGAAUUUAUCGGCAAACGAGUGGUAGGCCUGUUUGCCACGGAAUACAUUCAUUGCAAGUACCCUAAUCUCUAUCCAGAAGCCUUUGUCAUCGUCCUUUCAUCACUCAUUAAUAAUACCUCUUUUAGUAAAAUCGCAACUGAAGUUGGCCUACAGCAUUGUAUCGCUUGGAAACCACCUACUGUCCCAACAAAAAACCUUGGUCAAAAUAGUGUCUUGGCAACCUGCAUGAAUGCUAUUGUGGGCGCUAUCUUCCAGGAACAAGGCAUAGAAGCAGCAAAAAAAUUUGUACAUGAUUUCAUUUUAUCGCGCGAUUUUGAUAUUAGUCCUGCAUUAAAAACGCAAAUAAAAGAACCCAAACGCUAUUUAUCAGCCUUGUUAAGACAAAUGGGUAUGAAGCCUGCUGAAUCAAGACUUCUUUCAGAGACUGGUAGAUUAUCAUGUUCCCCUGUAUUUAUAGUAGGUACCUUUUCAGGAAAAGAAAAGUUAGGUGAAGGAUUUGGUAGCUCAAUCAAAAUGGCUGAAUUUCGUGCUUGCCAAGAUGCUUUAUUACACCAUUUUGGAAAAGAAUAUAAAGAUUUCGUUCUACCUUCAGAUGCUGAUAAAGUAGAGAAAUAUGUGCCAGCUCCUUUAGGAAAGAUAUUACCAAUCAUUUAGAACUUAUAAAUAUUUAUCACAAACAUUGUAUAUUACGUAAUAUAAUUGCUCUUUAAAAAAAAUAAAAUAAAAAACCAAAGGAAAAUAGAUAAAAUGGAGAGUAUGCGUUUAUUCACAAUCCAG
Cokeromyces recurvatus is the source of this 1061-nucleotide messenger RNA. Its product is annotated as ribonuclease III domain-containing protein. Bases 39 to 938 code for a protein of 299 amino acids. Gene Ontology annotation, molecular function: ribonuclease III activity; double-stranded RNA binding. Gene Ontology annotation, cellular component: nucleus. Gene Ontology annotation, biological process: regulation of gene expression; primary miRNA processing; rRNA processing. The record is from RefSeq and is a predicted model, not a curated record. The transcript is spliced from 3 exons. Lineage: Eukaryota; Fungi; Mucoromycota; Mucoromycetes; Mucorales; Mucoraceae.